Drosophila bipectinata is the source of this 846-nucleotide messenger RNA. RefSeq names its product 3-oxoacyl-[acyl-carrier-protein] reductase FabG. The record is from RefSeq and is a predicted model, not a curated record. NCBI's taxonomy places the organism in Eukaryota, Metazoa, Arthropoda, Insecta, Diptera, Drosophilidae. Gene Ontology annotation, molecular function: oxidoreductase activity.
UGGGGUCUCCAAUGUCAUUGCCAUUAUCAUAGCCACUCUUGAUCGCAUCACACGGAAUCCAGCAAGUAUGCCUAGUUUCAAAGAUAAAGUUGUUAUUGUGACGGGUGCCAGUUCUGGUAUCGGAGCGGGCACGGCUGUCCUUCUGGCCAAACUUGGAGGUCUUUUGACGAUUGUGGGCCGAAAUGUCGACAAGCUCAAGGAGACAGCGGAUCAGAUUGUGGCAGCAGGAGGAGCUCCUGCCCUCCAGGUAGCCGCCGAUAUGAACAAGGAGUCGGAUGUCGCAGGCAUUGUGACUGAAACUCUGAAGAAGUACGGCCGGAUCGAUGUGCUGGUCAACAAUGCUGGAAUUCUGGAGCUGGGCACCAUUGAAAAUACCAGUCUGGAGCAGUACGAUCGUCUAAUGAACACCAAUGUUCGAGCCAUCUACCAGUUGACGAUGCUGGUCACCCCGGAACUGGUGAAGACCAAGGGCAACAUUGUCAACGUGUCCAGCGUGAAUGGCAUUCGCUCUUUUCCCGGUGUCUUGGCCUACAACGUCUCGAAAGCCGCCGUGGACCAGUUCACACGGUGCGUUGCCCUUGAACUGGCUCCCAAGGGUGUCCGGGUAAACUCUGUGAAUCCCGGUGUGAUUAUUACCGAGCUGCAGCGUCGUGGCGGCUUGAACGACGAAGCCUACUCCAAGUUUCUGGAGCAUGCCAAGGUGACCCAUGCUCUGGGACGACCCGGAGAGGUCAAGGAAGUAGCAGCCGCCAUAGCCUUCUUGGCCAGCGAAGAGGCCAGCUUUAGUACCGGUAUCAGCCUUCCUGUGGACGGAGGUCGCCAUGCCAUGUGUCCUAGAUAAUAACG